AUGUUGACAUUAGGUGACCGAACCGGAAAGGCUGGGGUUCAAUUCCUGGCUGCGGCGCCAAAGGAAGCCAUGAAGAAGUUCGUUGAAGCAGCCAAGGAGGAUGCCACUCUCGCUGAGGAGGUAAUAGCCUUAAAUGAAGACAGGAACUUUUACUGGCUAGAGAUGUGUUCCAGAAUUUUCAUGUACAGCCCGUAUGGUCCGAUUAAUACGCUGGGAGAAGCCCUAGCUAUGCGGGAUCUCAGACAGUAUUUCGAAGCAAUAGACCCAGACGGUGAGUUCUCCCACGUUUCAGAUCAGAUUUGCAGUGAUAGCGUGGGUCGACCGAUGUCCGAGUUGGAAAGGGCACUGACCAAUGUAAGCGACUGCGAUGAUGAGACAUUCGUGAUGACAGCCUCGCUGAAGGUCAUAGACUGCAGACGUUUGACACCUGAGGAGGUGGUGGACGCCCGCAGUAGUCUACCGGAAGAGUGGCUGCCGCUGCUGGCGGAAACAACCCGGGACAGCGAUGUCGAGUGCGGCCUGAGUUGGGGGUCCACUCGAUAUAUCCCGAGCCGAUGCUGCCUGAUUGCUUCUGCUAUUUCUGCCGGUGCUGUUGUAGUUGGUGGGGCAUUUGCAGGGCUGAUUUAUGCUUUGCUGACUCACGGUAACUCACCCGCGGUUAGUCUGUUGACGUCUGAUCGGCUCCAAGAGAGCACCGUGAAACGAAUGUUCGAUACCAAUUCAACCGCAAGUUAUAACACGUCCAAUGUGACAGACGCCUUCACCGACUUUGUCGCGACCGUCGCUAUGAACGUGACAAACGGAACUUUGUUGAAUAUUAUCCGCGUGGCCCCGAUAGCGACAACCACAGUAUAUCCUACAGGAUCUUCGAGUCGGUUCAAUACCACGACGAUGACAGAAACUUUGUUGAAUACUACCGACGUGACUCCGACAGAACUUAGCACAACUACCACCACUGCAUAUCCAACUCGUUUCGGGACCUGGAUGACUGAGUCCAAGUUGAACGAGCUCCAAACCGUAGAGUCAACAUGCCAGAAGCUAUUCAACUCCUUAGGGUAUAAGACACGCAGCUUGCCCGUUAUGGACGCAGAUGCAGGUCGAUAUCCAUGUGGUGGUGGCAGUGGGCAGUUGCUAUGUGCAACGCCUCAGAACAACGCCGUAGGAACGUGUUAUCAUUUUGGCGGUCCGUGGACGUAUGAAGCGUUUGCGGUAAAGGAGGCGAUUGGACAUUAUCUACAAGACGGCAGGGAAUGCGUUGUUCGAUGUGAUGGUGAAGAGGAGGCCUUACGUAAUUUGUGGGAGGUGACCCAAAAAAGUUUAUUGUCGAUUUCACCCUAUCCUGGUCGGGGGUUCCUAAAAUUCACGAACAGAGUCUCAGUUCCCAACCUGAAUGACUUCGAAGCGAUGAUGCGCCCGCGUUAUCCUGUGGAAGAAAACUGCUCCGGAUCGUGUGUCGAUUGUGUUGAGGAUACUGGCACCAGGAAGUGUUCCUGUAACUUUGCGCGAGUCAAGUGUCAAGUCCGAACCAAGGCUGAGCAGCAGGAGAACAAAAUUGAGCUAGUUGCUUAUAAUGAGGACCCGAGGUUCCUGUUUGGUUUGUUGUCUCCCUUCAGCAAGAAGAAAGACGUCUAUCAGGUAGUGGGUUGUGACUACGAAUGCCGUAAGGCAAGCCCGGAUGUUGCCGUACCCGCCAGCGUACGUUUCCUGGAGACGGAGCCGGCAGGUGAUGGUAGUCCGCUGAAGUUGAGGCUGAGCAGACGCGAGUUGAGCAAACUUCAGCUCCCUCUGGCACAGUGCGAGGGCUAUGAUACAGACGACUGGCACCCAUUGGAAGAGAUUGGCCGAUAUCCAUGUUGGGGGGGAAGUGGAGUAAUGAUGUGUAAAGUACCAAAGAUUAAUGAUCGAUGUUCCAAAUGGUGGCCUUUUGCGUGCAAAAAAUAUCUACCCGUCUCUUGUCAUCGUUUUGGUCCUGUAUGGAUAGACGUCUUCGCAGUGGAGAAUACGGUCAGAUAUCAUUCAGGCGAAAUUGGCGAUUGUUUUGUCAAGUGUGAUGACAAAGAUGUAGCGAUGCGUCACUUAUGGAAGGAAGCUAAUGAUAGCCUACAAAAUGCCUCUAGGUACGAACCCCAGCCGAUUUCUUCAACUGAGAAUUUGGAAUUGCAGUUGCAGAAAUGGUAUCCUGCCGAACGAAGUUGUUCAUCAACCUGUGGUUCCGACCUACAGUCAUGCACCAAUAUUCGUAACUGUGUUUGUCGAGCUGCACACGUCAAAUGCCGGACCGAGCUCAAAGAUGGCAAAGACCAACAAGUGGUUGAGUCAUGGGGCUUUAACACACGAAUUAAUGAUGUGUUGGGAAUGAUGUCUAUCCCAGGUGCUAACGGCAAGAUCAAUCACACUAAAACCGAGGAUACUAGAACUCACAAAUGUCAUGUCUUCUGUCAUGAGAUUCUGUGGUCACCAACACCUCCGACGCAGGUCCUGAGGUGGAACAAAGCAACUUGA
Gregarina niphandrodes is the source of this 2502-nucleotide messenger RNA. Its product is annotated as putative transmembrane protein. Lineage: Eukaryota; Apicomplexa; Conoidasida; Eugregarinorida; Gregarinidae. The record is from RefSeq and is a predicted model, not a curated record. The transcript has a single exon. The coding region runs from base 1 to 2502 and encodes 833 amino acids.